GGACCCCAACCAACACCAAAACGAUGCACAUGAACAUGAUUUCAUAAAUUGUAAUUAUUUUCAAAAAAAAAAAAACUAGUAUUCAACGCAAUAUGUAAUAUAGAAAAGGCUAAACGUAAUACGUGCUAUAUGAAUAAAACGUCUCAUUACAGUACGGCAGAUGUGUAGGUGUCCGAUGAUUUCGCCUGCCUGAAACUCUCACCACCACCGCGGCGCCUGACAGCCCGAGCGAUCGCCGUCAAUCAUUCAUUCAGUCUUUUUCUCCGUUUCUCUCUAUCGGAAUCUCCCGAACCGGCUCCAGCAUGUUCGAGGAGGCCAGCGAGGUGUUGGAGAACAUGUUAAAGUGGUCGUUCCCGCUGAGUUUGGUGCUGUUUCUGGUGCUGGUGUGUCCGCUGCGCGCGGAAGCGGCGCAUGAGUUCAGUGUGUACCGCAUGCAGCAGUACGACCUGCAGGGACAAACCUACGGUUCACGUAACGCCAUUUUAAACACCGAGGCUCGUUCGGUGGAGGCCGAGGUGCUCAGCCGUCGAUGCGUGAUGAUGCGGCUCGCCGAUUUCUCUUUCGAGAAAUACCAGAAGGCCCUCCGGCAGUCUGCGGGAGCCGUGGUCAUCAUUCUGCCCCAGAACAUGUCCACUAUGCCCCAGGACAUAGUGCAGCAGUUCAUGGAGCUGGAGCCGGAGCUGUUGGCCACCGAGACCAUCGUGCCCGUGUACUUCGCCCUGGAGGACGAGGAGCUGCUGUCCAUCUACACACAGACGCAGAUCUCCUCUUCCUCACAGGGGUCUUCAUCAGCGGCUGAAGUGCUGCUGCACACAGCGACGGCUAAUGGUUUUCAGAUGGUGACCAGUGGAGCUCAGAGUAAAGCUGUCAGUGACUGGGCCAUUACCAGUCUAGAGGGCCGUCUCACGGGUGCGGGAGAAGAUCUGCCCACUAUCGUCCUGGUUGCGCACUACGACUCUUUCGGGGUUGCUCCGUGGCUGUCGUACGGCGCGGACUCGAACGGGAGCGGAGUGGCUGUGUUGCUGGAGCUCGCGAGACUGUUUUCCAGACUCUACUCGUACAAGAGGACGCAUGCAGGAUACAACCUGCUGUUUUUCUUGUCUGGAGGCGGGAAAUUUAACUACCAAGGCACUAAACGCUGGCUGGAGGACAAUCUGGAUCACACAGAUUCCAGUCUUCUCCAGGACAACGUGGCGUUUGUGUUGUGUCUGGACACUCUGGGUAACAGCGACAACCUUCACCUCCAUGUGUCCAAACCACCGAAAGAGGGAAGCCCACAGCACACACUCCUCAAAGAGCUGGAGACCGUGGCGGCCCAUCAGCACCCCGAGCUGAAGUUCUCAAUGGUCCACAAGAAGAUCAACCUGGCGGACGACACGCUGGCGUGGGAACACGAGCGCUUCGGCAUCCGCCGCCUGCCCGCCUUCACCCUGUCCCGCCUGGAGAGCCACCGCAGCCCCGAGCGCCACUCCAUCAUGGACAUGCGGUCAGUGUCGGGACAGGCCACCGCUGGGCCUCACGUGGAUCUGGCGAAACUCACUCGCAACACUAAAGUCAUCGCAGAAACACUGGCCAGAGUGAUAUACAACCUGACCGAGAAAGGUGCCAGCGGAGACCUGGAGAUCUUCACUGAACAGAUGCAGGUGCAGGAGGACCAGCUGGUGUCACUGGUGGACUGGCUGACGGCACAGCCACGGGCCGCACAGCUGCUGGAUAAAGACAGUAGUAUUGUUAACACACUGGAGUAUUACCUGAACCGCUAUCUGAAGGACGUCAAGAGGCAUCUGGUCAGAGCCGACAAGAGGGACCCUGAAUUUGUCUUUUAUGAUCAACUUAAGCAGACCAUGAACGCUUACAGGGUAAAACCAGCGAUCUUUGACCUGUUGCUCGCUGCCUGUAUCGCAGCUUAUCUUGGAGUGCUGUAUUUGGCCGUCCUGAAUUUUGGAUUUCUGUACGGUUUCCUGCGUAGAGUCACGGCUCCUCGGGUCAAACAACACUAACCCGUGCCCGCCUGUCUCUUCACGCACCUGCAAUACGAGGAGCCAAGAGUGUGUUUGCGUUCUUAACAUCACACCUAGAUUUUUUGAUUGAUUGAUUACUUUUUUGAGAAUGUGCAUUAAUUUCCAUGCCAAGUGUUUCAUCCACUACAUCUCCAUCUGCCUUUCAAGUCUUCCUGGUCUCGAUGUUGCCUCAAAUUCUGUUUCCCUAAAACGGCAAUCCAUAAUCAUUCAAACGGAGUUAAUCAUGCAAACUUUACUGCUGUCAGAAAUCCCCUCAGCAUGUGGUUAUUCUUCACGGGCAGCUACAAAGUGGGCCAAAAUUGUUGCUGUUUGAGUUGAAGUCUGUUGACGCUCAAUAUUGAUUCUCAAUGUUUGUCACGCGAGUCUCGACUCAAACUGCUGAUUCUCUUCGGAGUGAGUAUUACAUUGUGAGGUUAGGCAACCGAAAAUAUGCAUUUCAUGUGUUGCAGAUUCUUUUAUCCUAAAGUUUUUCCUCAAUUAUUAAACUCCAUGGUUCUUAAGAUGUUUAUAACUCCCAUUUCGUUAUUCCACGUGUCGUUUUGACAUCCGAAGUCCAGUUCUGUUUUCACUAUUUAUUAGGAAGCAGUGUGGUACAAAUUUGCUGUUAUUUAUGGAAGCUGAUAUGCUUCAUCAUGCACUGAUUACAUUUUUUUUUUUUUUUUGGUUCUCCAAACUUGAUUUAACUUUAAAAAUCAGAGGUACAUAAACUUGAUUCUUAAGGGAGAAGGAUGAAAAAAAUAAAGGCAUUUGUUGAAUUAAGAACACA
Messenger RNA from Pimephales promelas (fathead minnow), 2787 nucleotides. RefSeq names its product nicalin (gene ncln). NCBI's taxonomy places the organism in Eukaryota, Metazoa, Chordata, Actinopteri, Cypriniformes, Leuciscidae. Gene Ontology annotation, biological process: regulation of signal transduction. Gene Ontology annotation, cellular component: membrane. The record is from RefSeq and is a predicted model, not a curated record.